Messenger RNA from Volvox carteri f. nagariensis, 3267 nucleotides. RefSeq lists its product as uncharacterized. The coding region runs from base 1 to 3267 and encodes 1088 amino acids. The record is from RefSeq and is a predicted model, not a curated record. The transcript has 28 exons. Lineage: Eukaryota; Viridiplantae; Chlorophyta; Chlorophyceae; Chlamydomonadales; Volvocaceae.
AUGCAGCAUCCCCUUUGGUCGCUGUCCGCCCUGUUACUAUGCUGCCUCCCGUUUGGAGCCGUAUCACAACUGAGCACUCCAGUAGCUCAUAGCAGUCAGCCGGCUGUGGAUGCAGCCAACAAGUACCGCAGCCGGAAGGCGGACAUGGACAAGGAGGGGGACAUCCAGCACGAAGGCCCCGUUCCGGGCGCCAGCCGCUGUGGCCGCCACCGCCUGGACCUGACCUGGAUGAGUGAGGCCACCAGCUCGGUGUACGCAACACCCCUCAUCACGGACUUGCACGGCGACGGCAGGCGGGACAUCGUUGUGCCCUCAUUCGUACACUACUUGGAGGUGCUGGAGGGUCCAAAUGGAGGUCAGGCGGUGGGUUGGCCCGCCUUCCAUGCGUCCUCCGUGCACGCCUCACCGCUGCUGUACGACAUUGACUUUGAUGGUGUACGGGAUAUCAUGCUGGCAACGUACGACGGUCAGAUCAUGUUUUUCAAGGACACGGGAGAGAAGAUGCUCGAGGGACUGCAGAUUAGCCGACUACGUGUGCGCAAGGACUGGUAUGUGGGUCUGGACCCCAAGGACCCGUUCGACCACUCCCAUCCGGACGUGAGCGACGGUGAUGGCAACGGCCAGUUGCGAAACAGCAGCAGCGGCGGUGGAGGAAGAGGAGGGGAAGGAGGGGGCCCCGGUGGCAAGACGCAGCAGCAGCAGCAGCAGCAGGGGGUAGGUAGAGGGGACUCCACCCCCUCCGGCAUCAGCGGUGGUGAAUCUCAACGGACUGCAAGCAUGGAGGAUCGUGUGAAGAGGUUUGUGCGCCAGAUUACCGAGUACAGGGCAAAGUACGGCGACCUAGCGGCUGACAAGCUGAUGGAGGAGGCCCGGGCCACCAACGUCAUAUUUUACGACUUGGUUGUGGCGGCGCUGAAGCAGCAGCUUUUGCAGCAGGAGCUGGGGGAAGGCGGGAAUGGCACCAGCAGCGGCAGUAGCGGCAGCAGUGGUGGAGGCGGAGCCAGCCCCUCGCCGUCGCUGUCGCCGCCGCCGCCGCCGCCGGUACAGCAGCAGGCGACGAUUACUGCUAGCCCUGCCAGUCGGCGCCGGCUAAUGCAGCUCGCGGACGGGGGCGAUGCCGUCAGUGGCGCCGCGACCGUUGAGAUGGGCGGCGCCGGCGAGGCCGUAUCUCAGGAGGCCGCUGAUUCCUUCCAAAUCUUCGAAGACAACCCUUACGCAGACGUCCUUGGCGAUAAUGACAUCGUCGACUUUGACCAGCAGCAACAGCUGCAACAAGUGCAGGACGAUGACAGUGGUGUUGGUGAUGGCGGUGAUGAUGGAGCGGACUCGGGUGGUGAGUUUGACGGCGGGGAGUUUUCCGACGGCGGGUUUGAUGCGGGUCGCGGUCAGGCGGAUGAUGCGGAGGCGACGAUGGACCUGGGGGCCGCCGCUGGCGGCGGCGGUCUGGAGUCCUUCCUGGGGAGGCUGGAGUACGACGAGUUUGGGGAUUUGGAGAGUACGGCAGAGCUGCGGGAGAGCGAUGCGGCGCUGCAUGAGCACGGAGAUGACCCCCGGGCUGCCAACCCUGACGAGCUCCAAGUGGACAGCUACCGGCACCUGUACCUGGGGGACUACCACGGGGGGUCCAGGGCGCAUGGGGGCUGGGGGGAGGAGGACUUCGUGCAGUCCGGGCACCCAGACGCCGCCGGCGGGUACGUGUAUGUGGACCCGCACGUCAUGACCACGCCCGCCAUAGCCGACAUUGACGGGGACGGACACGACGAGCUCGUACUCGCCGUGUCGUACUUUUACGACAGGGAGUACUACGACGACCCAGAUCACGCCAAGGACCUCAAGGGUAUUGACUUGUCCAAGUAUGUGGCCAGUGGUGUGGUGGUGUUGGAUUUGCGUACUCGCUCUGAGAAGUGGGUCCAGCAUCUGGACCUGUCGACGGACACGGCCACGUACAAGGCCUACGCCUACUCCUCCCCCACCUUGGUGGACAUCAACGGGGAUGGCAAGCUGGAGGUGGUGGUGGGGACGUCUAUGGGCUUCCUCUACGUGCUGGAUCACAAGGGCGACCCCGUGCCUGGGUGGCCCAUUCAGAUGGGGGAGAUCCAGGCGCAGCCGCUGGUGGCCGAUAUUAACAACGACGGAGACCUGGAGAUAUUCAUUUCCGACAUGCGCGGCAACAUGGCUGCCUUCAACGUGAAGGGUGAGGAGGUGUGGGAGCGCCACGUGAGGUCGGCGGUGUCGCAGGGCGCGGUGGCCGGGGAUAUCGACGGUGACGGGCAGCUCGAGGUGGUGGUGGGUACGGCAAGUGGCUACAUCUACGCGUUGGCGGGAUCUACAGGUGUCCCGAUUCCCAACUGGCCGUACAGGGCGAGGGGCAGGAUCCAGGCCGCGCCCACCAUCACCCACCUUGUCGAGGGCACUGGAAUGCAGGUGGUUGUUCCCGCAUUCGACGGGUUCCUGUACGUGGUGGAUGGAUUGCAGGGAUGUGCCGACGUAGUCGACGUGGGCGAGACGUCGUACGCAGCCGUACUGGUGGACGACAUUGACGGCGACGGCGCGUUGGAGCUGGUGGCCACCACCAUGAACGGCAACGUGUACGCCUUCGAGACGGGGUCACCGUACCACCCGCUUAAGACGUGGACUUCGCAGGUGAUGGGCCCCAACGGUCAGGUGGCCCGGUACGGCUAUGCGGGGAUCUUCGCCACCCCCUCCAGCAGGCGGCCCAGGGACGUGGCCGGGGAGAGGCUGCAGGUCCAGUUCGAGGUGGUGGACAAGAGGGUGGCCUUCGCGGACAACGGCACUCUGCUACCGGGGGGCAGGGGGCCGUACAACGUAACGGUGGUGCUCAAGGGUGUGGGGGUGCGGGAGAUGGCAGCUGGCGAGGCCCCGGUGGUGGGGGUGGCGGACUCCUUUCCCGGCCCUGGCCGCUACUCCGUGGAUAUCCCCUGCCCCAAGACACAGCAGUCUUCGAUUGGCUUCUCCGUUGUGUAUAGAACCUCCUGCAUCACCAAUCCAAAUCUGGUUCAUAUAUCCAAAUCCAAGGUUAAAAUUCGCUUUUCAAAUUCAAAUGUUCAAAUUACUUCGCUUCAGGCCUCCGCGGUUGUGCGGUUGGAGCUGGUGGACGGUUCUGGGCUGCUGUACUCGGACGAGUUCGCGCUGUCCUUCCACAUGCACUUCCACCGGCUGCUGAAGUGGGUCAUUGCGCUGCCGCUGGGGCUGAUGAUGGCGGUGCUGCUGGCGGUGUCGGGACCGCAGCGCUCUCACGCUGCGUGA